GAUGACGUUGACGUGGAUAAAAAAAAUGGCAAUGGCAAGUAAAAAGUGAAUCCCGUGGUGGCAAAAUAUUUUGUUUACGAUUUAAGACCUCUUGAUUUUUUAACUUAGUGUAUUGUGUAUUCGAAUUCCUAUAAAUUAUAAUAAUCAGUGAAUAAAAUAAGCAACGUUUUAAUGUGCGCAACCAAUCAAAAAACAUGUCUGAUAAUAAAAACGUCGAUAAUCGUCCUGAAAAGGAUCAAGUGGAAUCCUUUGAUACCAAUUUAGCAGUAACAAGUGAUGUGUCCAGUGUUGUGAGCAGCGUUAGAAAUGUUAAGCAUUCAACAUCAUCUGAACGACAGAAUAAAGUGGAGAGAGCACAGAAGUGUUUAGAGAAUGCCGCACUUGUAUCCAAGCGCAUUAAAGAACAGAGAAAAGCCACAGCAGAACUAUUAGGAAGGCCAUUUGAGGAUGAUGUUACAGACACUGCGUCAGAAAUGGCAUCCACCAUGAGUGAAAGGACUGGUUAUUCUGUUGCUACAGAUACUUCAACUACUUUAUCUGUACAGGAUGCCUUGAAUAUUCCUGGUAUAAGUGAAAGUUUAGCAAACACUUUGAAGCAAAAGGAGCUAUUAAUGGAAAGGAUAAAGCAAUAUAAAGAAAUUAGUAAAAGACCUAUGAGGAAAUCUAUGUCAGUGAAAAGAGAUUCAUCAGAUACUACAGUUGUGCAAGAAGUGAAGAAGAGUGCUGAUAACUCUGAUGUUUCAAAAUUAAUGAACACUAUUAAAGAAAAAGAAAAUGCUUUAAGUGUUAUGCAAGUCAAAAUUAAAGCCCUUGAGACUACAAUUUUAGAUUUACAAGAAAAAAUAAAUGAAAAGGACCAAAUAAUUGAAGCUAAAAAUAAAGCAACCACUUUGAUAUCUGACAGUUUAAGUAAAAAAGAAAAAGAUACUCUAGAUUUACUAGAAGAUACUCGGCAACAGAUGACAAAAAUGCAAUCAAAUUUCAUAGCAAUGGAAACUGAAUGGAAAGACGAAAAGCAAAGAUUACUUGACCAAAUUGGUGAAAAAGAAGAAAAGAUAAAAAGUCUAGAGGAGGCCAACUCAAUAUUAGAAAAUUCACGGUUUGAGAUCAGUAUUGCUCAUUCAAAAUUAGCUGAAGAAUUAGAAUUAAAGAAACAAGAAAUACUUAAAUUACAAGAGCAAAUUGAAACUAUUACUCAAAAAAGUGUUGAAUCAUCUUCUGGGGCAUUGCAGAGUGAAGACAAAGAGUUUACUGAAGAAAAAGGUACUCUGGAAAUAUCUAAUAUGGAAGAGUUGACGAAAAAACUUGAAUUAUUAGAACAGAUAAAUUGCCAAAUGAGGCAGACCAAUAAAGAUUUAGAAAAUCAACUUACGUCUUUGAAUGUAGAUCAAAAAGCAACGUCAACUGCUCAGGGAAAAAGAACUCCCACUAGUCCUCAUCCUAGCAGAAAAGGAAGAAGUGCUGCUUCCAAAAGUAAAUCUCCCUGGCGAGGUUUAUCAACUGACCGUUCACAAGAGACAGAAAAAUCAAAAACCAAAAGUGAUAUAGCUAAACAAGACAUAGUGCAAUCUCUGAAUAAAGAUAUUUUGGAAAAAGAAUAUUUAUUGACACAAAAAGAUGAUAUCAUAUCUAAGUUAAAGUUGGAAAAUAGUGAAAAAGAAAAUAUUAUCAACAACUUACAGACACAAAUUGAAAUAUCUAAAUGUGAUACUAAUAAAGUUGACAUUGCUGUUUGUACCGAUCCAAUAGAAUCCAUAGUUACUUCUCAAACCCAAGAAACGCAACAAGCAGAAGUUAUUGAAAAUAUACCUGAAGAUAUACAAUCUUUAAACGAAAAGUUGGAAACAGCACAGCAUCAAAUUGAUCAACUCAAUGAAGAGAUAGAUGUGGCAAAUAAAAAUAUGAUAAAAGUCAAAUCAAGCUAUAAAAUAAAGUUGAAACAAUUACAAAAAACUAUUGAUAGCUUUAGUAAAGUGUCAGAUGCGAAUGCUGAAAUUGUAAAACUCAAUGAAGAAUUGCAUCAAUUAUCACAAAAGGUAGCAGAGUUGGAAGAAGAAAAAGGAAAUCUGCAGCUUCAUCUCGUUGACUAUGAUAGUGGUAGAUUGACUGAUUCAGACAUUUACAAGAAAUUGGUAGAAAUGGAAACUUUGGCGGAAUCAAGGCUUAAAUCCAUUACUUUAUUGGAAACACAAAAAUUCGAACUAGUUCAAGAACUACAUGUAUUGCAACAAAAGAACGAUGAAAUGGAAGAUAAAGUAGCAGAUAUGGCUCAACUGCAAAAUGAUCAUGUUUGUUCCGAAAUAAAGUCAGUACAAAUGGAAGAACAAAUUGAUGAAUUGAUAGCAUCUAAAAAGGAAUUAGACCUGGUAAUAGAAAAUCUAAAAUUAGAUAAAGAACAAUCAACAAAAACAAUCAAAGCGUUAGAAGAAGAAAAGGAAAAUUUAAUUCAAAAAUUAGAAACCUAUAUGCAAGAAAAUAUGGAAUUAACGGAUAAAUUUGAAAAAUUGAGCGCUGAAAAAGUUAGUUCUGCGGAGUCCAUUGAAAUGGUAGAAUCAUUAACGACGCAAGAGAAAUUAGAACUUGAGGAAUAUAACAGAACAAUGGCAGCUAAACAAGACGAUACUAACUCAGAAUUUAAAAUGAAUGAGCCAGGAGAAGGCGAUGAAAAUAUUACGGAGCUAAUAAAACAAAGUGCAGAAUUAAGAGAUAAAGUUGAAUUAUUUACUCAGGAAAAACACGAAGUGAUGGAGAAAAUGAACAAAGUGUAUACUGAAAACGAAGACUUGCAAGAAAGAAUUAAAGAACUAAAAACACAGAGUGAAAAUUUGACUCAGAAUAUUGAUGUUUUAAGUGAAGAAAAAAAUACUCUUCAACUUUUAAAUGAAGAAUUAAAUAAUCAAAUCGAAGUGCUUAAACGCGAAAGAAUUGAAAUUAUGAAGGAGAGCGUAGAAAUUGUAAAACCAGCAAUCAUGGAAGAAUCAACAGAAGGAGUAAGCGCGGAAGCAUCACAUGAUGACAAAUCGGUCGGUGACAAAAGUAAUAAUAGAUCAAAAUCUGUUAAGCAGUUAACAAAAGAUAUUCUUAAACUGAAGGGAACUAUCAAAGAGCGGGAAGCUGAAAUUGCUGAUUGUCAAAUGAAAAUAUUAUCACUAGAAGAACAACAAGAUAAACAAAAAGAACUAAUGCAAAAUAUUACAGCACUCGACAGCAAAGUAAAACAUUUGACAGAGGAGAAUUCUCAGUUGAAACGAGAAAUAGAAACGGCACAGAAGGAUGUCGAAUCUGAGCAACAAUAUAAGCAAGCGCAUGAUGUAUUACAGCAAGAAAUACAGAAGAUCCACCAAGAAUAUUCUAUGGCCAUCAAUGCACGUGACACCAGAAUAAAUGAAUUGGAGAAUCUGUUAGUGGAAUAUGAGAAGCAAAUGUUUAAUUAUGGAAACUCUUUACAGCAAAAGGAUAAAGAAAUUGCAGAAUAUAUUAACCAAAUUACAAAAUUAAAUGAUGUAUCACAAAAAUUGAAAUCUACUGUUGAUUUACUCGAAGAGGAGAAGGCUAAAGAUCAAAACGCAGAAUUAGUUAAAUCGCUGAACAAAGAUAUAAUGAUUUAUCAGAAGAAACUCGCAGAAUGUGAAGAAAAACUGAGAGUUUUAGAAGACGAAAAAGUGCAGUUGUUGUCUGUUAAAAGUGGACUAGAGGUGAAGGCUAACGAUUUGGAGUUAGAAUUAAAGAAUCUGCAAGAGGCUUUAACGGAAAAACAAGCAGCUAUUAAAGAUUUGCAAACGCAACAACAGAAACACGAUGGAGAGCUAUCGUCUAUUAUGUUGCAAGCAAAGGAACGCGACGAGGAAAUACAUGAAAUAAAACUGCAACUUAGGAAAGAAUCUAUAGAAAAUGAAAAACUAAGAAAUGAAGUGUCUCAAAAAGUCAAUGAAACUGAAGAAUUGAAAAAACAAUGCAAUGAAUUAAAGCAAAAAAUAAACGUGGUUUCCCAUGACAAAGAAAAUUACAAUGAGCGCCAGACAAUUUUAGAAAACAAGAACAAAGAAUUGUUGGAUAAACUUAAGAAAUUAGCUAUUACUCUAAAAAGAAAAACAUCGUCGUAUAAUGACUUAGAACUCGAUUACAACGAUAAGCGAAAACAACUGGAAGAUAAAAAUUUACAAGUACAAGAAUUGCUUUCAAAAGUUGAAAUUAUACGACAGUUACAAGAUAAAAUAAGGGACAUGGAAAAAGAGUACGAUAAUCUACAAAAUGAAAAAUUAUUGCUUGAACAAAAAUCCAGGAAUGUUGACCAAAUACAAAUAGAAAAUGAAACAUUACAUAAAAAUCAUGUAAAUGCAAUUGAAGAAAUAUCAAAAUUACAUACAUCAUUAGACGCAUUAAAUAAAGAAUUGAUGUGUGCACGAGAUGACAACGACAACCUAAAAAGUCAAAUUUCAGCUUUAAAUAAUAAAUUAGUUGAAUAUGAAAUUGAACUGAAAAAUAGCAGUAAUCUUAGUACAAAAAUAACAUCUCUAGAAACAGAUCUAAUCCAGAAACAGACUCUUAUAAACGAACUAUCUAUCCAAGUAGAAUCACAAAAAGAACACAUUACCCAAAUUCAAUUUGGUCAUGAUGCUAAAGUUCAAGAGUGCAAUUUGUACAUAGAAAGUUUGCAAACAGAAAUUGAGAAAUAUAAAAAUCGUAUUUACCGCUUAGAAGAAAGCAUAUCUACUAUGGAAAGCAGAAGACAUUCUUUAGAACGGAAAGCCGACCAAUUGGAUAACCAAUUACAAGAAAAACAAAAGGCUUAUACCGAUUAUACACACCAGGAGGACGAAUUAGUUAACCGAUUGGCGGUUCUCAUCGACCAUGAUAGAGUCGUUGAAAAGCAGCUUCAUGUGAUAGAAAAUGAAAACAGAGAAUUGCAGCAUAAAGUACAACAUCUAAAUGAAGAAGUGUUGCGUCUCAAGAAUGCCUAUUUAGAUUUGCAAAAUAACUAUACAUUAAUGCAAACUAAAGCCGCAAAUGCGGAAGCAGCAGAGUCUGAACUUGUGGUUUAUCAAAGUAAAGUUUACGAACUUGAAGCUAAUCUUAAACAUAUAACAAAUGAAUACCAAACAAUAUUAGCGCAAAAGAAAGUGGAUAUUGAAGAAUUAGAAUCAGAGUUCAAUACACAAAUCGAAAACGCUAUUAAAGAAAAGAAAGUAUUGAGUGAAAAUCAUGAAAGGCUUAGUGAGCAUGUUACUCAAUUAGAAAGAAAAUUACAAGAAUACAAAGACACUAAUGUUAAUCUGAACCUUAAUUUACAAGAAAUUUCGGCCGUAAAUCAAAACUUGCUAGAAAAAAGCAACGAAAAGAAAUCCUCUGCAGUUGACUAUACAGAGCAGUACAUUAGCGAAAUAAAUAAAUUAAAUGCUGUUGUUAAUAAUAAAAACCAACAAAUUGUAGAUCUCGAAAAUAAUAUUAAGACAUUGCAAGCAAACAAGGUGGCAAAAGAUAAUGAAUUAGAAGGUAGAAUAGCAGAAUUAUCAUCAAAUUUAGCCAGAUCAGAAAAGGAAAUAGAAUUAAUGUCUACAGAGCUUAAGUCGAUUAAAGAAAAUAAUGAACAAUUGCAAAUGUUGUUGCUACAAAAAGAUGAUCAAAUAAAACAAUUAACGGACAAAAGUAAAGUCGUUUUUGAAAUGACUAUACCAAAAACAGAAGGCAUGACUAUCUCCUCGACAUUUGAACAGUUAAAUGAUCAACGUGGUGUUGAUUUAACAGCACUCGAGUCGCAAAUUGUACCUGAGUCCUUUGUUGCUGAAGUAGGGCCGCCCAAAAAAGUAACUGAAAGUACUUUGGUGCAAUCUUCACAUUCAGGUGGCGCAGGGUCUCAUAAAGAGGUGGAAGAGCCAGUUAUAGUAGCUAAAAAAUCUUAUGAUUGUUAUAAAAAAGAUUCUGAUAUGAUUUCGGAAGAUCCGUUCUGUUCUCAAGAAGGUUGGGGAUUUGAAGGUGAUGAGACAGAAGAUGUUUCAGCAGGGUACACUUACUUAAAUGAACAAAUCGAGAAACUCAGAAAAGAAAAUGAAAGAUUGAAAGGUGAAUUAGAUAACACUAAUGUUAAGUUAUCAAAAGUUCUUAAAAUCUCAAAAGAACUAAAAGCUAAAAGUGAAUUAUUGUCAAACGAACUUAAAAUAUCGAAACAGCUGUCAGAUAAAUCUAUUCUUGAUACUGCAAUCGAAAGUGAACUGUCGAGUAACAUAGAAGUUUUGGAAAAACAGUUACAAGAUCUGAAUACGGAAUUGGAAAGAGAAAAACGCGAAAAAGAAGCGUUGAGGAAGCAAAAUGAGAUAUUCAAAGAUGCUAAUGAUCGUUUGACGGAAAUGAAAGAAAAAUUAGAUACAGAAAUUGAACUGUGGAAAUUCAAAUGCAAUCAAGCAAAUGAUAAAAUAUCGUCACUGCAAUGGACUACAGAGUCACAGGAAUCACCUGCACCAGAAAUUCCUACUUCGCGGAAAAGUAAACCUAUUAGCGAAGAAAUAAUGAAACUUGAACAAGAAAAUGAGGAACUGCAAUCACUUAUUGACGAACUUAAUGAUGUUAAUAAGAAGUUAACAGAUCAACGUGAUGAAUUUUCGAAUGAAUUAAAACGAUUACAAGAGAAAAUCCAAGCACACAGUGUAUGUGAAAAUUGUGAUAGUCUUCAAAGACAAAUAUUAAGCGACGAUGAUUGCAUCACGGCUCUAAGAAGUGAUAUCACUAAUCUUGAUAGCAAAGUAAAAGAAUAUGAAGAAUCUUACAACAGCAUCUUAACUAAAUAUGAAGAAUUAUCUAAACUAAAUGAAGAAAAUCAAAAUCAGUACGAAAUAAAAACGCAUGAAUUUAUUACUAAAAUAUCUACUUUGGAUGAAGAACUUUCUGCAAUCACUAAAUUAAAGACAGAAGCUGACGAAACAAUAAAUUCCUUGAAAUCUGAAAUUGAAAGUUUAAAAUAUGAGUUGUUGUUAAAAACAGAAGAAACAUCGAACAUUAAAAAUGCAUCAGAAGCUUUUGCAAUGUCUGAAAAAAUGAGUUUUAUGGAAGUAAAAUGUAAUGAAAUGAGCAAUAAUUUAGAACACGCCAAAGAAAAAUUAGCACAUCUAGAAAAUGAAAAUUUGGAAUUAAAGCAAAGCAUACAAGAUUAUGAAAAACAAAUUGAGGAGUUAAAUUCAAAAAUAAAACAUCUUAAUACCGAAAAUGAUCAAUUGCUAUCGACGGUUGCUGAGCUACGGUCAUCUGUAUCCAGUGCCGUUGAUCAACGUGGAUACGAAAUAGCAGAGUUAUGGAAGCAACACCUGGCACAAAGAGAAAACGAAUUCCAAAGAAUCGAACACGAGCUUCGAAGUGAACUUAGUGCAGCCGAAACAAAAUAUGAGCAAUUACUCGAUAACGUCCAAUCGUCUACUCAAGAUGAAACUAAUAAUCUUAUUGCCAUGGAACAACUCAACUCGUUACAAAGCAAGCUACAAGAGAAAAGUGAACACUUGACUAGUUUACAAAAUAAAUACGCAGACGUAAUUCAUCAAUUGGAUAUGCUGCGGUCAGAAACCGAAGACGAAAAAUUGAUUCUCGAAAACAAGAUGCUCCUUCAACAAGAGGAAUAUGAAAAAACUAUCAAAGAACUAACGCAAGUUAACGACGCCAAAUCGAUAGAAUUUGAAAGUGCAAUCAAAAAUCUAGAGGCAGAAAUAUCUGCCAUGAAAAGUACUAAUGAUAAUUUAAAUCAACAAUUACUUGAGCUACGAUCGACAUAUGAAUUAAAAAUCCAAGAGUUGGGAAGACAAUUACAAAUUAAAGAAACUGAAAUUCAUCAAAAAUCCCACGACUAUACUAUUGCGCUAUCACAGCGCAACGAAGAGUUUGAGAAUGUUAGAAAGCAUCUGAUUGAAUAUGAAAAGAAAAUAGAAGAUUUGUCUUACGAAAAAGAAGCAGAAUUGGCCGUUAUAAGAUUAAAAAUGCACGAAAAUAAAGAACAACAUGAAGAUAUUCAAAAGCAGUUAGAGGACGAGAAAAAUAGUCUGUCAGAAGCUUUAAAUACAAAGAUAAUAGAAUGUACUAACUUAAAUAAACAGGUACAUGAUUUGAAUCUACUUUUACAAGAACAUGCGACGAAAUCCGCAGAGAUGCAAGAGGCGUUGGAAAAUCAGGAGCUAGAAAUAGUAUCACUGAAAGAUGAAAUAUCUAACAUGCAGGAUAUAAUGCGAUCGUCGAGUAGCAAAAUUGAAAAACACGUAUCAUUCGCUUCUGACACAAAACAAACCGAAGAGAGUGAUAAAAUAGCUAGACCGUAUAACAAAGAUUUAUUGGACGCCGUUCCCAGAGCAGAAUUGGAUAUAGCAUUGUAUAUGUUGCAUCAAAGAGACGUCCGUUGCGAGGAAUUGACAAUGGAGCUGACUCAAUUGCUGGAGGAGAGAGAUACGCUACAGUUGCGAUUGUCCGAUAGCUUGCGAGCAUUGGAGGACUUGAAGUCAAAGUCUAAGGCGACGGAAGGCGUAUCUCUGAGCCCCGGCCAAGACUCCAUUACAGAGUUACCUACUUUAACUAUUGAGAAGGAGCAACGGAUCGUUGAAACACAUCGAGCCCAUACUUCGCGAAGUAGUAGCAUAAGUGACUACGAUGGAGAGAAACCAAAACUGCAAGCGAAGUUGUCGGAGCUGCGCAGCGUGAAGCACAGCCGUGACGUGACGCUGCGACAGGACAGCGAGCAACGACAGCUCGGGAUGCGGCUGCUGCGCCGUGACGUCGCCAACCUGCCGCCUGAAGCACUCGAAGAGCUAACACAGGCGCAUCACACUCUAUCUCGGGACUCUCAGAGCACAUCGACGGUGCUUUUGAAUUGGUUACGAGGGAAGAGCACGCCCAAAGUAGUGCAUAUGUGAGCCACUCAACCCCCCGUCUUACAAUAUGUAGAUUGUGUAUAUUUGUUAAACAUAUUUUAUCACCACAUCACUUUACGGUUGGACUAAUGUUUGGCAAACAUUUGUCACCAAUCGCACUUCACUUGCCAUUCAUAGUGCACCGAAAACGAAUUUAUUUUACUAUAUUUUUUAUUGUAUUUAUUAUUUAUUCAUGUUUUUAUUUAUUUCAUUAUUGUGCACUUAUUACGAAGAUAAAAUAAUGUUUUUAAAUUGUCGAUAAUUUUCAAAAGGAAGUCAAUCAAGAACCAUAUUUAGGAUGAGUUUUGUUGCAUUUAAUUGUUUUUACAAUUCCUUUAAAAAUAUUCAUUUUAGUGCCAAUAAUGUUAAAAGUUAGCAAUAGGUUUAGCUAUCUUUUAGAAUUCGUGUUUGCCAUUUUUUUAUUAAUUCGGUGCACACGAACGAACGAUAAAUACGAUAUCAUUCCUAUGUUUUCAAAAAAUUUAAAAUUCCUUUAUUAAAACGUGCCUAAAACAAUAGUUGAACCGAUAAAAUUCAAAUAAUGCACUAGCGGUUGGUUUCUGAGACAAAAAUAUCUGCAUGAAACAUAUCAUCCUUGUCAUUAUUUUUGACAAACUGAUAAGGUUUUAAACUCAGAUUUUAGUCUCAGGAACCCACGGUAAGUAGAUUACAUUAUCUCUAUCAGGGAUGACUGUAUACUUUUAUGUGUUUCUGCAGUGGAAACUCGGUAACGUAAACAACAAAUUAUAUUCUGAUGAUAUUUCCAAAUAACUUGGCUGAUCUUGAGUUUUACAGUUCCCUUCCCCAUCCUUUUACUCCCCGCUAUAUCUAACAUUAUGUUCUGCACAGCGAAUUGUAUGAUGUUCAGAGCAAACAAGAUAUUUGAAUAAUACUGUAACAAGACUUAUUGUGAGUUUCUGAUACCAAUCCUCGAUUCAAAAAAAUUAUCUCUAUUUUUUUCAAAGAUACGGUGACGAUGGUCUCAGAAGAACGGUUAAAGAACUAAAAAUAUAUUUAUGUGCAACCGAGAAAUACAAAUUUCGAUACACUUUUAUUACAAAGAAAACCCAAAAUAACAAUACCAUUAUUCAGUAUUACUUUUUCCACACAUCUCACAUACUGAGUUCUCUAGUUCUCGUUAUAUUUCAAUAUCUUCUAUACUUUUUUUUUUUAAUUUUAUAGUCGUAUUCAUAAUGAAUUUCCAUACACUUGUUAUGAACUUCCUCAAUCAUAUAUGUGUUGUUAAAUAACAUGUAUUUAUCAGAGUAACUUUGUUCUGCAAAUAAUUUUGACGCACAACAAGGUCACUACAAUAACCAGAUUAAGCCGCUUCUUAUAAACAAAAAUGGCUUCCAUUUGAUAUGAGAAAUACUAAAUAAUCCAUAUUAUUCCAAAGCAUAUAAUUAUAAGUAUAUAUGUUAAAAUUAAAAUGAUUUUAAAUUGUGCCUUUUUGCUGUUUAAUGUAUAUUAAUUUUUGUAAUAAAUGCAAUGUAAUAAAUGUAUAUAAAAUUGACACACAAAUGUGGGUCGGAUGUUC
Messenger RNA from Papilio xuthus (Asian swallowtail), 10413 nucleotides. Its product is annotated as protein lava lamp. NCBI's taxonomy places the organism in Eukaryota, Metazoa, Arthropoda, Insecta, Lepidoptera, Papilionidae. The coding region runs from base 195 to 8879 and encodes 2894 amino acids. The transcript has 10 exons. The record is from RefSeq and is a predicted model, not a curated record.